CUGUAGCCUGGCUCUCUCUCACACUCUCUUGUUCUCUCCCUCUCUUGCUCUCUCUCUCUCACUCUCCCUCAUCUCAUUGUUUCAGGAGGCCAAAUUUGAAGUCCUUCCCAGGGAGUGGCCCUGUUCAUCUUAUUCUCCAGCCAAAGUGGGAAUAGCGUGAGAAGGGGAGAGACACAGUCAGCAGCCAAAGGACUCGGUGGAAAGAGCAGAAGACCAUAGACAAUAUGCUGCUCUUGGGACCCAAGGUGCUGCUGUUUCUCACCGCACUCAUCAUUCCUUCGGACUGGACACCUCUAGGAGUCAGUGGUCAAGGAGAAGUAACUCAAGUGACUCAAGAAACAUUCACAGACGAUCCUAAUCUGGUAAAUGAACCCCCUACAGAUGAAACAGUUCUGGCUGAUAUCACGCCUUCCGCAGAUGACCUGGCCUCACCCAAUGAUAAAAUUAACGUCACAGCUCCUUCAGACUGCCGGGACGAGAAAUUUGCUUGCACAAGACUCUACUCUGUGCAUCGGCCAAUCAAGCAAUGCGUUCAUCAGUUAUGCUUUACCAGUUUACGGCGCAUGUACAUCAUCAACAAUGAGAUCUGCUCCCGUCUUGUCUGUAAAGAACAUGAAGCUAUGAAAGAUGAGAUUUGCCGGCAGAUGGCUGGUCUGCCCCCAAGGCGACUCCGGCGCUCCAACUACUUCCGACUUCCUCCCUGUGAAAAUGUGAAUUUGCAGAGACCCAGUGGUCUGUGAUCAUCAAGGAAGUGGAAAAAAGAAAAAAUGUGCGGUUGGGAAGAGAAUGCUCUACGAAGAGGGAACUCCUUGUCUAACCGUUGUCAGCUAACCGAGUAUUUCGCUUUUGCCCCUACUCUCCGAUUUUUCACCCAAAGAAACAUUUAUCUCAUUUCCGGCACUCACAACACAAAGUCUAUAUUAUUGCGUGGUUUUACUGCUUCCCAGUAUCAUAGACAUAGUAGAUAAAUGAUGACCAGGUGGCUUAUAUAUAAAUAUUCUAUGUACAAUUUCCAGGAAAAACAAACUUAUGGUUAGUAAUAUUUACUAUUGAAUCUAUCUGAGCUAGAUCUUCGGACAGAAGGAAUUGUUACUGUCUAUUUUGGCCAUAAAACUCCAUGAACUUUCCUCUUAAGAGUUACCAAGAUUAACUCCCCAUUUGUCUGUAAUAUUAUAGUACUUUUAAACUAUUUUUGCUGAUUGUCAUAAUAUUUGCCUGGCAAGUCCUCUUUAUGAAAAGCAUCAUGAUAAUUGUUGUAGUCCUAAAAAAUUAUCCAGAGCCUAGAGUUAUAUAAUCCUACUAACAAUAUAUAAAGCCCCAAAAUGUUGUCUUCUGCUAAGCUCAGAGGCUGAGCUAAAGAGAGAGGAAUAGGCCAGAUAAAGAACCUGGACUCAUGAUUCUUAUUCAAUUUUUUUAUGCAGUUGUCUAAUCAGCAAGCCAGGCUGGGAAGUAAGUCUCAUUUUCUUACUCAUUUAUGGUAGUAUUGGGGUUAGUCCACCUCCAGAAUUAAUUAGAAAACUAAUGUCAGACCGUAUCACUGGUCAGAGUAUCUGAGUUACUCCUCCUCCUUCCAUUCUUCCCACUUAACCAAAAUCCUUAGAAAUUAUUAUGCAAACAGAUUCUGGAAUAGCCUGAUUUGGGGCCUAAAAAAGCCAUUCAGAUCUGAACUUUAAGACACAGGCAUAAAGUUUACCUAAUGGUUUGUAAAAAAAA
Messenger RNA from Phyllostomus discolor (pale spear-nosed bat), 1713 nucleotides. RefSeq names its product microfibril associated protein 5 (gene MFAP5). The transcript is spliced from 10 exons. Gene Ontology annotation, cellular component: microfibril. Gene Ontology annotation, biological process: embryonic eye morphogenesis. Bases 225 to 740 code for a protein of 171 amino acids. The record is from RefSeq and is a predicted model, not a curated record. NCBI's taxonomy places the organism in Eukaryota, Metazoa, Chordata, Mammalia, Chiroptera, Phyllostomidae.